GAGAAGAAACAUUGAUAGAGCGAUAAAGAGGCACAAUGCUGAGUGGAGAAACUAUCAAGAAACUCGGGGCUUCCGACGUUGGCUGCAAUACAAAAGGUGUCGAAACAUGGCUAUUAAGUUACAGCGGCAGGCGAAGUACUCAUAUGAGCUUAGGUUGGCCAAAUUUGCGAAAACUAAUUCCAAGUGUUAUUACAGUUAUGUCCAGUCAAAGGCUUCUUUAAGAGAGGUGGUCGGCUGUCUAACCAUGGAGGACGGUACCCAGGCUGUAGACGACGUUGAUAAAGUAGAAGCGCUGCUACGUGUCUACCAAAACCUGCAUCGGAAGGAUAGUGGGUCAGCCUUGCCAUCACAGCCGCACUGCUCAACUAGCUACACAAUGCGGGAAAUUAUUCUCAAUGUGUCAGAGGUCUUCACAGUGCUGGCCAGUUUGAACCCUUAUAAAUCAGCUGGUCCUGAUAGCGUACAUCCCGCCAUAGUUAAGCCUCUGGCUGAUAUCCUUCAGUAUCCCGUAGCGGAGUUAUUCAACCAGUCUCUUCAAGAAGGCAAGCUGCCACGUGAUUGGAAGGAGGCGACUAUUGUUGCCAUCCACAAGGGGGGUUCUAAGUCGGUGCCUCUUAACUAUAGACCUGUUAGUUUGACCAGCAUCAUGCUGAAAUGCUUGGAAAAGCUUAUAAGGAACAGGAUCUGUGAGCACUUGACUGAGCACAAUCUAAUUAGAGCGGAACAGCAUGGCUUUCUUAAAAAGAAGUCUUGUCUUACCAAUUUAUUGUGCUUUUUAGACGAGAUUACCCGUUGUCUUGAUGGUGGGAUAUCGGUAGAGGUGUGCUAUUUGGACUUCAGUAAAGCCUUUGACUCAGUGAAUCAUCGAUUUUUAAUUGAGAAGCUGACAUGGUUUGGAUUGCAUCCUCAACUAUUACUAUGGCUCUCUGAAUUCUUACGUGGAAGGACAUUCAGAGUCAGGGUUGGGGAAGCGAGUUCUAGUGUUGGCCAUGCCUACAGCGGUGUCCCCCAAGGUUCGGUACUGGGUCCAUUGCUGUUUCUUAUGUUUAUAAAUGACCUGGCUCCUCUUCUUGAGGAUCCCUGCUACAUCUUCGCAGAUGACUUGAAGCUAGUCAGUAGGGGAAACCGAGCGACAUUGGCUAAGGACAUCAUCACUGUGGUGAAUUGGUCAAGCCAAUGGGACCUACCUCUAAAUGCCAACAAAUGUCAACUAUUGACUAGUAGUGGUAGCGGAAUUGCAGUUCAGUCUCCUGUGGGAUCUCUAUCAUUGCGGUGUACUGACGAAGCCCGUGAUCUAGGUGUCAUCGUAGCGAACAAUUUUAAGCCUUCGGCACAGUGUCGCCAUGCUGCCAAUAAAGCACGACACGAGUUAUUUCGUCUUAGGAGGGCGCUGAGUAACACUAAAGCAGAAGUAUUCUUGCCGUUAUAUAAAGCAGUGGUUAGGCCACAUCUGGAGUAUUGUGUUCAGGCCUGGUCACCGUACCUCCGGAGUGACAUCAUUUGUAUAGAAAAGAUUCAGAAACUUGCGACCAGGAUGAUUGAAGGUCAACGAGGGAAGUCUUACGAAGAUCGUCUAAGUAGCUUAGGAUUAUUUUCCUUGGAACGGCGUAGGUUGAGAGGGGAUUUGAUAGAGACGUUUAAGAUCAUUAAGGGACUUAGUGGUAUUAGUUCCACCCAUCUGUUUGAGUUGGCUAUGUCAGACCAUCUGCGCGGGCAUCGCCUGAAGCUCAAACAUCACAGAGCUCGUUUGGACAUCAGGGCAAAGUUUUUACGAACCGAGUAGUUAACUUCUGGAAUAAACUUCCUUCUGAUUUAGUGGAGUCUGAGACCGUAGAAGCCUUCAAAAGGGGCUUAGACGAUUGUUGGUCCAUCCUUUUUCCAGAGGUAUUGUAGUUGUACUGGAAUAUGUAGUGUAUUUUGAUGCUGGCAUAUGAAAGUGCAAAGAUUGCUCUUGUUCUUGCUUCAUUCCAUUGCAGAAGCAAGAAGAGACAAUCCAACGUCGAAGUGCCGGGGGCCGCUUCACUUACCGGCACAAGAACUGGACGCUCGUUAGGCGGAAGCCUCUAUCGUC
Molecule: messenger RNA, 2071 nt
Organism: Dicrocoelium dendriticum
Lineage: Eukaryota; Metazoa; Platyhelminthes; Trematoda; Plagiorchiida; Dicrocoeliidae
Source: the annotation of a GenBank genome assembly